Molecule: messenger RNA, 462 nt
Organism: Ambispora leptoticha
Lineage: Eukaryota; Fungi; Glomeromycota; Glomeromycetes; Archaeosporales; Ambisporaceae
Source: the annotation of a GenBank genome assembly
UCGCGAGCCUUCAUUCCUAAUCCGGAAAUUAAGCCUUAUGUUAACCACAUUAAUGGCAUCAAAUAUGAUAAUCGAGUAGAUAAUUUGGAAUGGGUAACUCCUAAAGAGAAUGCUGAACAUAAGGUAUUUCCGAACCGUGGUCAAGGCAGGUCCAGGAAAAUUGUUCAGAAAACUUUGGAUAGAAAUGUCGUUCAAAUUUGGGAUUCCAUUGCUCUUGCAAAACAAGACCCUAAUGAAGAAUGGAAAGAAAUAGCGGUUGAUUUACGAAAAUUUAAAGUUUCAUCUCUCGGAAGAAUUCAGUUAUGGAAUGAGGAAGGCAAAGAAUAUGUGUAUCAUAUUGAUGAAGAUACUACCAACAAUAAUGCAUCCAAUCUUGGUGUACCUGAAAGAAAACUCUCAGCCCGCUGUUCACCUCGGCCUUUGAGGCAACUGUCAUCGACGUGCCGUCAAACGGAUUUUUGA